AUGCCGUCGCAAGGCUCUUACACCCCAUACGAGACUUUGAGGCUCUGCCAGCUGAUAUGCCAAUAUGGAGAUGAUCAGGAGGCCUUCGACACCAUAUCGAAGGAGCUCGGCGAGAGUGACCUGGUCCGCGAAUGCGACACCUACGAUGCUGAACGACUGACCGUGGAUGCGCUGCAAGAAUUGUACACUAAUCUUACACGUCUAGAGAAAGGCGCCUCACCAAGAGUCAAUGGUGAUGCCGCGUCCGACGCGCCUGCUUCUAGAAAGCGAAAGGCUUCCACUUCGCCUCAGCCGAACGGAGUGGACUCCGAAGGCCAGCUCCAGGCUCUUGUUGACAAGCUAUAUGCGAAAUUUAGGGAGCAGAUAAUCAGCGAAAUCAGAAGAGAUGAAGAGGAAUAUCAGCGACUGCAACAGGAGAUCGCAGAGCUGGAGAAGGCGGAGUCUGUGGAUAAUGGGUCACCUGCGCCUGUAACAGCUCAGCAGCAGGCUCCUCAUGGCCAAUCCAGCACCGGGCAGUCGUCUAUCAAUCCUGAGAGGCAGCCGGCGGUCGCUCCGACCCCAGGCCCUCUGUCAGCCCAGCCUACACCACCACCUGGCUUCGCACCUCAUCCGCCUACCAUGACUUCUCACACCCAACAGCAGCAAAUAGGUGCUCCAUAUGGAAUGCAUGCACCUUCGCCAGUGCCUGGUAGACCAAGUGGGCCUCCGCCGCCAGCUCAUGCCCAGGUCGGAUAUCCGCCACCACCCAUGGACAGACAGCAGUCGCCAUAUCAGCAACCCUAUCCGCCGUACCCACAGACUGCUCCGAUCCAGUACCAGCCUCUGCCUCAGGGCUGGCAGUCUCCGGCACACUCGCCUUAUCCACAGCCUCAUUCGGCAUUCUCAACCCCUGGUCAAUUUGUAGCACGGGGAUCGAUACAGAGAACACCUGGCUCUUCGACACCGUGGAAACGUCGAUCAGUACCACCUCCUAACAGUCAGCGCCCGCCUAGUCCCGUCCGGCCAGAACGAUCAAUCAGUCCUGUGAGUGACACAGAAUCGAGUGAUAAGCCACGGCGAGCUUCAACAAAGCCUGCGCAAAAGGCGGCGACGCCAAAACGAGAAGGCCCGCCUCCUCGGAGAGGUCGCCCACCAGGUACUGCGGCGUCUAGGAGAUCCCAAUCGGUCGCAUCUCAAGUCUCCGAGGCGCCUGUGGGCGAUGUUGAGCGGAAGGCUAUCCCGGUCAAGAUCGAGGCACCGAACACGCCUCAGCCUAGCAACAUCGAAGUCGAACAGCGCUCCUCGGGGCGUAGAGGCAAUCUGCGGAACAGCGUCUCGUUGACGGCAGCGCAGUCUGAAUCAUUACGGCCUGCCACCAACAAGCGAAAGCGGUCCGCGACAGUGCAAGAAUCUGAAAGUCCGCCUACAGAUAGGCAAGCCCACAAAGCCGCCUCGUAUUCCGAUGACCCCUCGCUCGUGCUUGUAUCGAAGAGUUUCGCAAAGACUGCUCAAUUGGUACUCAACGAAAUAAAUUCGCACAAGCUUGGAGGAGUCUUCGCCAAGCCACUCACCGAACGCGACGCGCCCGGGUAUAAAGAUCUGAUCCUGCGCCCACAAGACCUCAAAAGCAUCAAGACAGCCGUCAGCAAAGGUUCGCGCGCCGCUGUCGCGGCCAUUGAAGCACUCGACCUGCCUGAAGAUGAAAACAACGAUAACAUCACCGAUAGCAGAGACGCUGAAGGUCAACGCGCAGUAGACAACGGGUUCUACCUGAUCAAAAAGUCCGAUGAUCUCGAACCACCAAAAGGCAUUGUCAACGCCGCGCAGCUCGAGAUGGAGUUGAUGCGUAUGUUUGCCAAUGCGAUCAUGUUCAAUCCCCUUCCGCGCACCGAGCGCGGUUUUGGUUACAACCUGCGGCUGCGCAAACGCGGCGGCGAUAUUUCCCACCGCGACCGUGAUCGCGACCACAUCCCAGAAUCCCAGCUUGCCGGCGGGAAGGCAGAAGAAGACGAGGAUGACCCCGAUCAAGAAGACUCCGAGCCUAGCGAAGAUCUCGAUGCCGCCGAAUACACCGGCAUCAUCGCCGACGCGCGCGAGAUGUUCGAAGACGUGCGGAAGCAGGUCGAGGCUUGGCGCGAGCUAGAGAAUGAGCGGCGUGGAGUCGAGCAUAACUCUGCGACUGGCGGAGGCGGGAGCUUCAAACAAGAUCAUCUUAGGCAGGGCAGCGUUAGUAGCAUCCCAGGUGGUGGUGAUGAACAUUCUGGGGUGGGCACCAGCAGUAGCACGCCGGUCGCUUCGAAAGAGAAGGAGGUGCCAACGCCAGUGGAAGAGGGCAGGGGCACGCUACGGAAGCGAAGAAAAUUGGCCGCAAAUGCUGGUGACUAA
This is a messenger RNA of Cyphellophora attinorum, 2364 nucleotides long. RefSeq lists its product as uncharacterized. Gene Ontology annotation, cellular component: NuA4 histone acetyltransferase complex. Gene Ontology annotation, molecular function: protein binding. Lineage: Eukaryota; Fungi; Ascomycota; Eurotiomycetes; Chaetothyriales; Cyphellophoraceae. The transcript has 2 exons. Bases 1 to 2364 code for a protein of 787 amino acids. The record is from RefSeq and is a predicted model, not a curated record.